AUGUUCAGAUUGGCGUCUCUCCUCCGCCGAGCGAGAGCUCUACAAGGACCCAGCAACGCCAUUAUCCCAAGGCCAACAGCACGUUCAGUCUCAACAACCUGCCCCCUACGAAGCGACGAUGGUGAGAUUAGACCCGGACAAUUCGUUCGCACAGAUCCGUCCAUCACCGUGAAGUGCCCUAGCAUGGGGGAUACGGCGUCGAGUAAACCUGUGCGCAGGCAUAAGCGGACACUAAAGAGUUUCUCUCUAGAAGGGAAGGUCGCGGUAGUUACUGGGGGCGCUAGAGGAUUGGGGUAUGUGAUGACGCAGGCACUUGUUGAGUCUGGAGCUGAUGCUGCAAUUAUGGACCUGAACGGUGAGGGGGCAGCAAAGUCCGCCAAAACCCUCCUAGAGCAUUUCAAGAGUGAGAACCCCGAUGCCGAACGCUCCCCAACAAUAACCGCCCACACAUCCGACGUCUCCUCCCCAACCUCCGUCCGCUCCACCAUCUCGGAGAUCCUCACACAGCACAACUCGCAGAUAGACGUCCUCGUAACCUCCGCCGGCUUCACCGAGAACUUCAAAGCGGAGGAGUACCCGCACGACCGCAUGCAGAAGCUCUGGGGUGUGAAUGUCGACGGAACGUACCUCUGCGCCGCGGAGGUCGCAAAGCACAUGAUUGAACGGAAGCGCCCCGGUAGCAUGGUCUUCAUUGGGAGCAUGAGUGGGAGUAUCGUGAACGUGCCGCAGCCGCAAGCACCGUAUAAUGCUUCGAAAGCCGCUGUUAGACAUUUGGCUAGUAGUCUGGCCGUUGAGUGGGCGGCGCAUGGGAUUAGGGUUAAUUGUAUCUCGCCGGGGUAUAUGCUCACUGAUUUGACGAAGAAAAUUUUGGACGAUAACCCGGAUUUGAAAGCUAAGUGGGUAAGCUUGAUUCCUCAAGGGAGGAUGGGCAAUCCGGAGGACUUGAUGGGUGCGGUUGUAUUCUUAGCCAGCGAAGCAAGUAAUCACAUUACUGGGGCGGAUCUAAGGGUUGACGGUGGUUAUACCGUUAUUUAAUAGUUUAAACUGUUCUGUAGCAGUUAUAUGGAUGAGGCUGCUCUAAUGGAGUUUAUGACAAUCCCAGCAUACAUACCAAAGUUAGUUUAGGUUUGGAAUCUUA
Tuber melanosporum (Perigord truffle) is the source of this 1138-nucleotide messenger RNA. RefSeq lists its product as uncharacterized. The transcript is spliced from 5 exons. The record is from RefSeq and is a predicted model, not a curated record. The coding region runs from base 1 to 1035 and encodes 344 amino acids. Gene Ontology annotation, cellular component: intracellular anatomical structure. NCBI's taxonomy places the organism in Eukaryota, Fungi, Ascomycota, Pezizomycetes, Pezizales, Tuberaceae. Gene Ontology annotation, molecular function: oxidoreductase activity, acting on NAD(P)H, oxygen as acceptor.